Messenger RNA from Brassica rapa (field mustard), 1002 nucleotides. RefSeq names its product cysteine-rich repeat secretory protein 55. The record is from RefSeq and is a predicted model, not a curated record. NCBI's taxonomy places the organism in Eukaryota, Viridiplantae, Streptophyta, Magnoliopsida, Brassicales, Brassicaceae.
UGUUAUAAAAUAGGCUCUCCUCCUAGUGAAUAAUUCAAGAUAUACACCCACACAAAAAAACAAAGUAGUUUAUUAAACCAAAAAAAUGAAGACAUUCAUUUCCAGAUGUCUCCUUCUAUUGGCCCUUGUAUGCAGCUGCUCCGCCGCAGAUUCAAUAUGGGACCUCUGCAACAAAAACUCAAACGUCUCAAGCAGCAGCCAAAUCUCCAAGAACAUCGAUUCUAUUCUCGCUACCCUCGUCUCAAAGACUCCUUCACAAGGCUUCGUUACAACAACUUCCUCAAGUUACAACAAGAAAGACAAUGUCUACGGACUUGCUCAAUGCAGAGGUGACAUCAGCAAGACCGAUUGCACCACCUGCAUCCAAGACGCUGCCAAGAAAAUCCGUGAGGUCUGUCCGAACCAAUCUGACGCAAGGAUCUUGUACGACUUCUGCUUCUUGCGUUACAGCCAAGAGAAUUUCAUAGGGAAGCUCGACACGGGUGCUGGUCUCAUAUACUACAACGUCGCUAACGUAACCGAAACAGAUCCCAAAACGUUCGAUAAUGAACUCGGGAAACUCUUUGAUAAAAUUAGGUCUGAAGCGGUUUUGCGUGAGAGUCAAGGUUUAGGUAAAGGUAAGACAAAGCUGACACCGUUUGUGACACUAAACGGUUUGGUUCAGUGUACUAGGGACUUGAGCGCAUUAGAUUGCGCACAGUGUUUUGCAACUGCGGUCCAGAGCUUCAUGGGGGCUUGUCACAACAAGAAGGGAUGUCGUGUGUUGUACAGUAGUUGCUAUGUCCGGUAUGAGUUUUAUCCGUUUUACUUCCCUCUUGAUCCGGCUAAGACCGGCACUAGUGUCGGUACUAUUUCUUCCGUUAGGCUCUGAUAAGGGCCAGAGAACACAUAUGUGUGCAGACCUUUGACAAUAAAAUGAUAAAUAAAUCUAUUUCCCUUUGUUGCUUCUAUAACAUGUAAGCAAAUUAUAAGUUGAAAAGCUAUUUGUGUUCUAGAUUCCUA